UCUCUCUUCAGGCAAUGGCGGCCCACCUCUCCACAGCCCCAGAACAGCCAGCGACGCUCGAUAAGGAGAAGCCGCCGUUGAGUGGGAUAGAGGAGACUCUGCUGGACAACUUGGCGGCGGUGAAGGCCCUGGUGUACAUCCUGCAGGCCUGCUUCGGCCCCCACGGCCGGCGGAAGCUCCUCGUGACCGCCCAGGGAGAGACCCUCUGCACUUCCCACUCGACAGCCAUCCUGUCGGCUUUGGAACUGGACCACCCGGCGGCCCGGCUCCUCCGGGAGGCUGCCUACACCCAGGCGGAGGAGAACGGUGACGGGACCACUUUCGUGGUCCUGUUCACCGGGGCCUUGAUGGAGCAGGUGGUGGUGAUGCUGAGGGCCGGCCUGCCCCUGGCCAACCUGCGGGAGAGCUUGGCGGCGGCGACCGGCAGAGCCCUGAGGCUCCUGCCUGGCUUGGCCACCCUCUCCGUAGACCCCCUGGUAGACCCAGUCCCGGCCCUCCGGGCCGUGGUGGACACUCACACUCCAUCCCACUCCGAUUACCUGGCCGGGCUGGUGGGGCGGGCGUGUUCGGCUGCCCGCGAGUUGGACAGGAGCUUCGACCCGCAGCGGGUGGCCAUCUGCCUGGUGCCCGGGGCCAAGCUGGGAGAUUCGUGCCUGUUGCCGGGACUGGCGGUGGGUGGGAUGCCUUGCGGACAGGUGACCAUGGUGACGGGGGGGGCUAAGGUGGCACUGUUCUCUUGUUCCUUUACUGUGACCAGCCCCCAGCCCUCUGCUAUCCCCCGUUUCUCUACCCCAAGUGAUUUACUGUGGAGCUCUGACGAGAAAGCGAAGGACAAGGCCACGGUUCUGCUGGACCAGCUGGCAGACGCGGGCAUAAAUGUGGUCGUGAUAGGGGGCUCCAUAGAUAAGGAGAGCCUGGAGCAUGCCGAUCGGCACGGCAUCCUUUUAGUGCGGGUCAGGUUCCCGAAGGAGAUGACCCGCCUGAGCCAGGUACUGAGUACAACUCUGCAGUCCGACCUGACUCCCCCCGCCGUGCCAGGGAGUUGCCGGCGGGUUUGCACGCAGGAGCUAAAGGAGGGCUCCGCGGUCGUGUUUGAAUGGGAGGGUGGCCAACCCCCAGCUCUCACCCUGGUGCUGCGGGAUGCCACUUCCGAGGGACUGCAAGGGGCAGGGCAGGCGGUCCAGCAUGCCAUCGGUGUCUACGGCCAACUGUGUCAGGAUGCCCGCCUUCUGCCUGGGGCUGGCGCAGUUGAGAUGGCUCUAGCCAAGGAGCUCUUGAGCCUGGGGAGCCAACUGGAGGGGCCGGAAAGGACUGGGAUCUUGGCAUUUGCCCAGGCCUUGCAGGUGGUCCCUAGCGUCCUUGCCGAAAAUGCCGGCUUGCCUGUGGCAGAGACGGUGGCGCAGCUGCAGAGCCUGCACCAGGCUGGGGACCGGCUGGCGGGUGUCGGGGACGAGGCGAUUGUCGACGUGGCCACGGCCCAGGUGUGGGACUCCCUGAGGGUAAAGAUCCGGGGGCUCGAGUUGGCGGCUGACGUGGCUCUGGGGCUGUCGACCGAAGACGAGAUUGGGAUCUCCAAAUGACAGGGGUCUCUACCCGAGGUGGACCAGCCUUAAGUGGAAUGCCGAGCUGACAUCCUAGAACAACCCCGACCCCUUGGACGACCUCUAAAUCCUAAGGAGGGGGUACCACCGUCCUCAAUAAAGGACACCGUUCCUCAUUCUGGAA
This is a messenger RNA of Tachyglossus aculeatus (Australian echidna), 1725 nucleotides long. RefSeq names its product chaperonin containing TCP1 subunit 8 like 2 (gene CCT8L2). The transcript has a single exon. Gene Ontology annotation, cellular component: chaperonin-containing T-complex. Gene Ontology annotation, molecular function: ATP binding; ATP-dependent protein folding chaperone. Gene Ontology annotation, biological process: protein folding. Lineage: Eukaryota; Metazoa; Chordata; Mammalia; Monotremata; Tachyglossidae. The record is from RefSeq and is a predicted model, not a curated record. Bases 15 to 1580 code for a protein of 521 amino acids.